Paramecium sonneborni is the source of this 1353-nucleotide messenger RNA. The record is from the annotation of a GenBank genome assembly. Lineage: Eukaryota; Ciliophora; Oligohymenophorea; Peniculida; Parameciidae.
AUGGAUUUAGAAUGUUUAUUGUUCAGAGUCCAUAAGUCACUACUAUCUUUUUCGAAAACAAAGCCAAUAGUUAGUAUUUUAUUCAAGGCUUCAUUGAUUGGAAUAUUUUUCUACUUCAUUUAUUUCAUUGUGCUUAAUUUAAUUUAAAUAUCAAAACAUUCAUGCACGAAUGAAAUUGGUAUUUUAUUCUUCUAAAAGUAGAAUUUAUAAAAGAUAAUUAAUUCAGAAAUGAAACCAUGUUCAAAAUAAUUAUUUAGGAUUAAUAAAAGAAUAACUAAACCUUCAGAUAUACAAACUAAUCAGCUAUUUACGGUUUGCCAGAAGAUAUUCUAAUAAAGCACAAUAUAACAAUAGAGUAAUAUAUAAUUGAUAGAAAAUGCUAUGCAGAAAAUUGGUUUGAAGAUUUCAUUUUAACUAAAUCAAAUAUAGAAACACUAUUUUUAAAUGACUUAAUUCAUAAAUUAAGGGAUGUGAAUGAAUCUCAUUAUUUAUUAGAAAUAGAAAAGAAUAUAGUUUCAAUCUGGGUAGAUAAAUAAGAUCUAGAGUAAGAAACAAAUCCAAUUUCUGAGAAAAUACUUAAGACUUUUGCUUUUACAAUGAAAUGCAUAAUCUAUUUAUUUUGUUAAACUUGUAUAGCUAGUUUAAUAAUAAAAAUACUUUAAUUUGGAAUACCAAUUUUAUUGAACGCAGGAUGGUAUAGAUUGUAUUAAAGAAUAUUGAUUAAUAAUAAUAAAUAGUCUCAUAUGUUAAAGAUUAGCUAUCUAUUAUUAUUUUUUGUAUUUUUAUAGGUAUAUUAAUCUAGAACACUCUUAACUUAUAUCUAUUACAAUUAAUCCACUAUUCAAUCCCAAAAGAAUUUGUUAUUGUAAAUAAAAAUAAUUAAAUUAGAUUAAUUUUAUUUAAUGAGAUAAUGAGUAAUUUCUUCUUUAGAACAAGAUCAACUCUAUUAUUUGCCCCUAAAUAUUUAGUUUCUUAUUAUAUAUUAUUUUUCAUUUACAUGGAAGGCACAAGUAUCAUAAUUCUUAAUUAUAAUUAGACUUUGCAUUUUAUUAUCAUUUCGUAAAUAUUUUAUGGCUACUGAGUUUUGCUACAGUUCUUGGUUUUUUACAUUUCUAUGAAAUACCAGCUAUAUAAGAGUGGAAUGAAGCUUCAUUUUAUACUCCAAAAAUAACUAGACCUAGAACUUUAUAUUUUCCACUAUCAUAAUUAGAAUGGAAAGUAGAUAUUCCUUAAAUAUGGACUAUGUUUUAUCCUUUACAUGGUAGAAAAUAUUUCAAUGUUGAACAUUUAGCAUUAGUUGAUGACAAUUAAGAUCUAUUAAAUAACUAUUUAUAAUAGAAUGCUGCAAAUUGA